CGUCACAGCAGCGAAACGGUCUGACAUCUCGUAGGACAGCGGAACCGUCGUCAACACUCCGCCCGAGAGCGUUAGGAGAUAAUGUCGGAGAGCGACUGUUAGACUGAGAGUUAUUGAGCCAAUUCUCUGUCAUUCGCCGUUGCUUGGAAACACAUACAUUCAGAAUGGGGAUGGUCUUGCCAGCGGCAAACGCGUCCCUCGCCGCGGUGACUUUGUCGCUGCUCGCCUUCGUGCUCUGCUCCUCUCCCGUAAGUGGGAAUGAGGACUGUCUUUGGUACGUGGACAAAAAUGGCACCUGGCACAACGGCUUCGACUGCCCUCUCAUCACAUUCUGCUGUGGGAACUGUCAGCGGCGUUACUGCUGCCUGGACGCUUUCAAGAUGAUCACAGAGAGGGAGCAGAAGCGCUGUAUGCUCUUCCAGUUCAGCCCGACCACUUUAGCAGGCAUUGCCUCCUCUGUCCUCCUGUUUGUGGCAGUCAUUGCCACCAUGGUCUGCUGCUUCAUGUGCUCGUGCUGUUACCUCUACCAGAGACGGCAGCAGAGGGGAAGAACACCUUAUGAUGCCCAACAGAUCCCCAUGGCCAGCUACCCAUCGGAGCCUAUGUACGACGCUUAUGGAAAGCCACUGGGACCCCACGAGUAUCCACAUGCAGGUUAUCCCAUGCACUCCCAGUAUCCUGGCAUGCCCCCACAGUAUCCAGUGAUGCAUCCUGGACCGUAUCCACCUCAUCCAAUGGAUCCAGCAUACAGCCAGGCUCCUCCACCUUACUCUCCACCACAGUAUCCUGGUCACUGAUGGGCUUGUCCACACACACACACACACACAAACUCACACACACACACAAACUCACACU
Molecule: messenger RNA, 855 nt
Organism: Solea senegalensis (Senegalese sole)
Lineage: Eukaryota; Metazoa; Chordata; Actinopteri; Pleuronectiformes; Soleidae
Gene: shisa4
Product: shisa family member 4
Exons: 5
Coding region: 165-797 (210 amino acids)
Source: RefSeq, a predicted model, not a curated record